Messenger RNA from Fusarium venenatum, 2214 nucleotides. RefSeq lists its product as uncharacterized. NCBI's taxonomy places the organism in Eukaryota, Fungi, Ascomycota, Sordariomycetes, Hypocreales, Nectriaceae. The record is from RefSeq and is a predicted model, not a curated record.
AUGGAUCCCAACGACAGCAAGAUCUCUGCCGCCUCGCGUCGCUCUUCGACCCGACGAUCGCGUUCUCUAAGGCUAUCAGCGGGUAGUGCUGUUAUCGAAGAUGACUAUGACCUCAAUGCCAUGAUGGUGGCGGACGGAUUCCGACCUACUGAUACCACCACCUCUUCAAACACGAACCCGACACCAAACUCGAGUGCUCAACAUGAACCUCCAUUAUCCCCGACCGAGUCUUUCUCACAACCAACAACCUCCGCAAAGUCAUCCGAGGAAUCUAUCGCGCCCCGUUCAUCAUCAGAGAUCACACCUGCUAUUCGAAACCGACCUUCCAGUAUCUCAAAACCGCACCGAAACCACGACUCUCUCGCUCUCCGAAAUGAUGGCACGACCAUGGCUGAUAGAUCUCAUGUACGAAACAACCCCAGCUUAUCAUCAGACGCCCCUGUCAUCCGUGCCGAAAGCCCUUAUACUGGCCCAUCUGGUCCUUCACACCCAUACAACAUGUACCCCCAACGAACAAUGAGCAUGGCUACAACCUCUACUGCCGCCAAUGCAAUCAUACCAGAUGAUCGGCCUUAUCAAGGAGCUCAAGGCCCGGCUCACCCAUAUGCGCUUUAUACGCAAAACACUACUUCCGGCGAGAGUAGCAGUCAGUCAAUCCCAGUCGGAUUCAACGGUUUAGGGACAACAUACCAGCGGCAAAUAGGACCAGAUGGAGAAGAGGCAGGAGAUUUAGUAGGCCCUUUGGGCCACACAGAAGAACUGCCACCUUACACAAGAUACCCAGACAACGCCUAUGUGCCCAGGCCAACCGCACAAGCACCUGUUUCCCCAGUAUCUCCUGUGUCGGAACCAUCCUCCCCAAUUAGAGAAGGACCAGUUGCUCAAAUACCCGGUGCCGGUGGAAUUGGAAUCGCAACUCGCGACCCCGAGUUCUCUUCGACUGAUGACGACCUGGCUUUGCCGAGGACCCGGCCUUCUGUGAGAAGCGCCAACUCUUCAGACAACAGUUCACAUGACAUCAAUAGUGCUGCCGCUGGACUUUCUGAGAAACCUCCCGUCAACAAAUGGCAACGGCGGGCUAAGAAGAAGCUAUGCGGGAUCGUGCCUUACUGGGCCAUAUGUCUCCUGUUUGUUGGUCUUAUUCUGAUGGGUAUUAUCAUGGGUGCUGUGAUUGGGACGAUGCUAACUAAAAAUCACCCACCUCCGCCCCCUGACGUUGACGAUAACAAAUAUUUAUCACCUCCUACUCCAACAACAUAUGACCCUGAAAUCUUGACAAUUAUACCUAGCGAUUUACCACCCAUGGCAACAGGCCGUUUUGCCCUUCCCAACAUUGACCCUAGCCCCCAGGGAUAUAGCGCUUGCUUUAAUGACACAACACAAUCAUCAGCUUGGUCCUGCGACAUCAUUUAUCCCCUUUGGUCGAUUCAGGUUUUGAAAGAUUCGGACCCUAAGAACGAAUCCGAAAUCUCCUACAACCUGACACUCAGGGCCAUUGACGAUGACAAAUACCCAUUUCCUUGGGGCGCCCAACCGCCAAGUAUCAGUACUGUUGCUAUGAAGUUGGUUAACGACACAACUGAUGUUGCACGCGGUCCUGCUUGGUGGUUACGGACAACAUACAACAAAACCGUCAUCGUAUCAGACAAGAAGCUUGGCGAGUUGGAGAAGCGAGGCUGGGAUGAAGAUGGUGGUGAUUACGAAGAUUACAACUCAUUCCAUCGAUUCAAGAACAAGCCAAUGAAUGCCAAGGUGGGCGAACAACCUUGGAUUUGUACCUGGCCAAACACCGUUAUCGAAUUUUUCAUUUAUCCUAACGAAACCGCCACUGGAUACCACCCAACCCCGACAACAAGCGGUGGCGUUUCUACCACGACAGAGAACAGCUAUGCGACUGAGUCAACCGCUUGGGAUGCUUGGAAACUUCCUGUCUACCCUCAUGUUUACAAAAUGAUGGAGCGCCGCUUUCUCUGGGACGAAGAUUCGGUAGCCACAUGCACUCAAUACGAAGUGAUUGGCGACGGAACCAACGCGACGGCGCUCAUUAGGAAUGGCACAAGAAUCACAAUGACUAUUCAAGAAGAUGAGGACGAGGACUUUAUCUCUGGGCUGGAGCUUACAUGGACCGGCAAGGGCAAGCGAUCUCUUCCACAACUAAUGAGACGGACAAGUCCAGCACUUACCGAUUGCGCUUGUAUAUGGAAAUCUCAAUAG